Messenger RNA from Cornus florida, 3758 nucleotides. RefSeq lists its product as uncharacterized. Lineage: Eukaryota; Viridiplantae; Streptophyta; Magnoliopsida; Cornales; Cornaceae. The coding region runs from base 120 to 3203 and encodes 1027 amino acids. The transcript is spliced from 10 exons. The record is from RefSeq and is a predicted model, not a curated record.
AUUAACCAUACGCAACUCACAUUCGAAAACACAAACCAAACCGAACCAGAGAAAGAGAGAGAAUAUAUAGAGAGAGGAGAUAGAGAGAGAGAGAGAGAGAGAGAGAGAGAGAUUCGACUAUGCGGGAAACGAAGGCAGAGGACGACGACGAAGAGGGUUUUGGAGACUUUAAGUUCGCCUCAUUCCCCAAUCGGACCGUCCACUCUGAUCACAUCAACGGCCGAAACUCCACCGCCACCGACGACGACGAAUGGGGUGAUUUCGUCGAGUACCCACUUCGAUCCGUUCCUUCAAGUGAUCUCUCCCACAAUAAAUCACCUCCCAUUUCGAAUCCCUCCCAACCCACAAAACAUUUCGACCCGUCAGGGUUCAUCUCAGAUCACUCGACGAAACCCUCCGAUUCUGUGGCGACUCGUAUUGAAUCGGUCCCUAGUCGGGCUGACUCGGGGAAGGCUCACUGGGUGAAGCCAAAGGGGGCUUUGCCACUGUCAUUAUUUGGCGAUGCAGAGGACGAGGAUGAGCAAUUUGGUGUGGCCGAUCCACCGGUUGAUGAUGCUAAGCCCGCUGUUGCUGAUAAACAUGUUGGUAUUGUUAAACAAGGAUCGAGUGUAAAUUUUGGUGGUGGGAUUGAUGAUAUCAUUGCUAAUCUGUACAGUCAGAGUCCGCAGAUAAAAGCUGAGAAUGGAUCGAAUUCAAAUUCGAAUGGGUUGAGUUCGAGUGUAGAUGUUUCGUAUUCUAAUUUGGAUGCGAUUAAUUCGAAUAUGAAUGGUUCAAUAUCGAAUCUAAGUGGGUUCAAUACAAAUUCAGAUUUAGUUGCUGGUAACAAGGAUUUUGAUAUCUUCUCAAAAAACAAGGAUUUUGAUAUCAAUUCAGAUCUGUUCAAUCAGACUAAGCAGGUCAAGGGUGAGAGCUGGUUGAAUUCGAAAUCUAAUGAGUUAGGUUCAGAAAUUAGUCUGCCCACUUCAAAUCUCAGUGGGUUUGAUUCAAAUUUUAAUGGGCUGAACACACAGUCAGAUUUUCUUGGUGGAAACGACUUUAAUGGUGAUGAUGAUGGAUGGGAAUUCAAGGACGCACACUUGGAACCGAAUGUCAGAGAUGGAAGUGCUAAGGCGAUUAAUUCAAACUCGGAUUUACUUGGUGGAAACAAGGAGUCUGGUAGUGAUGAUGAUGAUGGAUGGGAGUUCAUGGACGCAUAUCCGGAAUCGAAUGUCAGAGAUGGGAUUGCUAAGGUGAUUCAUUCAAACUCUGAUUUGCUUGGUGGAAAUGAGGAGUCUAAUGGCGAUGAUGAUGGAUGGGAAUUCAAGGAAGCAUAUACAGAAGUGAAUGCCAAAGAUGGGAAUGCUAAGGAGCAUGUGGUGUCAGAAUCAUGGGGAUUGCAAAUGCCACCAAGAACAUGGCAAGGAGUGCAGGUUGACAAGAAGGGGCUGGUAGAUUUGUUCUCAUCUGGUUUUGGUAAUGGUUCGCUUGAAACAAUUGAUUUCUUUGCAAAACCAAAUGAGUUUCCUAGUAAAUCCGGUGAAAUGGACAUUGUUUUUGAUUCCAAACCACUUACAGUGACUCAACAUACUUUUAGCUUCGAUUCAUACUCUAAAAACGAGUACAAUAGUAAUGAGAAUGGAUUGAAGUCUGAUUUAUUAAUGAAAAUGGAAAAUGGAUUGACAUCUGACCCAGUUGUGGGGAGUGUUGAUUUGGAUGAAAGUUUUGGGGAGUUCGAGUAUGCAUUUUCAGAAACUGGACCAAAGCAGGAGGAGGAGCCAAAGGUCAACGAUCUUUUUCUCUCUGAGGUUGAUGUAGUCACAGUUGAUGGCAAAAUUCAGGGGAAUGAGUCAAAGUUAGAGAAUAAAGGGGCCCUGCCCUUGUCCAUUUUUGGCGAUGAGGAACUGGAAACUGAUGCCUCCUUGGAUUCUCAAGACAUUAUGCAUAGGCCUGAAUCCAACCCAAGAAAUGGCAUUCAUCUGCAAGGUUCAUAUAUAUCUAUCAAUGAUCUCAUUUCAAAUUUAUAUGGUCAAGCUGAGAAGCCUUCUCUUGACUCUACACAAAAACCAUCUGAAGAUGGGCUGGAUGCCACUGGAACAGUAAUUAAUUCUAAGUUGGUGAAUGAUGAUGAUGAUUUCGAUGAUGGUUCGUGGGAAUUCAAAGAUGCUUCCUCUCAAAAUGGAGCAAAUGAUCAGAACUCUCUUCUUAGUCAGGGAGAUGAAUCUUCUAGCAAGCUGAAUACCUAUGUGGAUUUUUAUUGUAAAUUAAAGGAUGAAUUAUGCUCUUCUGCAAGAUGCCAUCUAGACAGUUUAAAGAAAUCACGAAGUACAGCUGCUCUUUCCGGUGAUGAUGCGAAAGUGGUAGCUCUUGAUGAGGAAAUCGAGGAGGUUUGUAAGGAACUUCACCAAGAGAAUCUAAUAUCCAAGGAAGUUUAUUCAGAGGAUCAUCCGGCAAGAGAUAUUUCCCUCAAUGAAUUCCUUCAAGCUCUGCAUGAACCAAAGUUCCAACUACUGGAGUCAGAAUAUCGCCUGUCAAGAAAAUUACAAUUAGCAGAGAAGGAUACGAAAUCAAUGAUUGAACUCUUGAAACAUGUCACUUCAGUGCUAAAUGUGCUGACAUUGGGAUCAAUGGAGGAACAAACUAAUUAUGUAUCCACAUGGUCUAAGAUGAUUGCUGUUUGUGCUCAAGAGUUGAAACACGGUUCCCAGAUUUGGAGGCAGUCAUUAGAAGAGAAUGUUAGAAGUCAAAUACUUUCUGAUCCUCGAGGCAAGCAGUUUAUUCUUGCCCUCGGAGAAGUUUAUAGAGUAGUAGUUGUUAUUGGAGCCUCAGUCAAACUUCACAAGCCAUGGAUAAUAUCGAAUUAUGUAGAUUCAACGAACGUAUGUGCUCUUUUGGAGGAAUGCUAUAUUCUAUGGUCGAGUUCAGGACUUGAAGAAGCUCUACGGAGUAUAUAUGAUCCAAUUGGUUUUGAAUAUGAUGGAACAGUUCAGGCUUUACUGGAGUCCAUUAAGCAAGUAUAUGAUCUUGAUGAGCUUGCACUUGGAAGUUAUGUUUUCAGUCAACAAGAACCUUUGUGUCACCUGUCAGGCUUAACUUCUGGAACAGUACCUGACAUCAAAAUGGUGGAAUGGAAUGGGGAGCAUUACUUUCUGACGCUUGCAAAUUUGUGGGCGAAUCUGAUAAGCUGUGAUCCUCCAAAGUUGCCGCACUUGCAUGUUGGCCGAUGAAAAGAGUUUUAGAAGGCGGCUUUUGCUGAGUUCACUAUUGGCUCCAAUUCUUUGCAUAUGAUAAUUGCACAUAUGAGAUGAGGCCUAUGGGGCAUUAAUUUAUGCUAUUUGGUUUUGAGGAUGGGUCUCGGGGAAGAAGUGAAGAUUGCUGCUGUAUGGCGGCAUAUCAACAUCCAAAUGGCCAUGAUAGUUGCUUGGUUUAAUCAGGCAAUACAUCCCUUUCAAAAUUUUCACAUUAAUUAUCAUUCUUUUUGUACAAGUUGUAGUAGCAUAGUAUUUGGAUGUUUCAAUAUUGUAUCAUUGUGCUAUUUGUUGUGUUAUGAGUUGAGAAAUUACUCUGGGUGGAUGAAAUGAAUACCCUUUGUAUAGCAGACCUAGAAAUAGAAUUGUGAAAGAACUACAAAUAUAUAGUUAUUUUUACCCUUUUUCUUCAAUCCUACCACUUGUCUUGGUAGUUGAUUGUUGCAAGGGGCAAAGAAUGAAAAGGUUGUUUUGUUGAAAAUGAUGUAUAAUGAAAUAUUUUGCUUUGAUAAAAUAUUUUGUUGCCUCUUGCUU